Molecule: messenger RNA, 5180 nt
Organism: Calidris pugnax (ruff)
Lineage: Eukaryota; Metazoa; Chordata; Aves; Charadriiformes; Scolopacidae
Gene: DIAPH3
Product: diaphanous related formin 3
Exons: 28
Coding region: 338-3919 (1193 amino acids)
Biological process (GO): actin cytoskeleton organization; actin filament polymerization
Cellular component (GO): cytoplasm; actin filament
Molecular function (GO): microtubule binding; small GTPase binding; actin binding
Source: RefSeq, a predicted model, not a curated record
ACGUUGCUGAGCUCUGACAAGGCGCCGAGGAGCGGCCGUUGGGAGCGCGCGCCCCUGUCCUGUCUCCCUUCCCCGCUCCGGGCGUCGCCGGUGCCGCGGCUGGGGGUGGCCGCCGGGCGCGGAGGGCGGUGGCGCUGGGAUUAGAGGCUCCUCGCUAAAUCCUUUGCCGCCUUGAGGCGGUGGCGGCUUUAGCCCUGAGCUCCCCCCCCCUCCUUCCCCGCCCGGCCGAGCCCAGCUAAGCCGCGCUAAUCGCAGGCGUCCAGCUCGGGCAGGGCCGCCGGGCCUGGGCCCGAUCCCGGGCAGCCAUCUCCCCUCGUCUCCCCUCCCGGCCGCCGUCAUGGAGCCACGGCGGCCGCGGCAGUCUUACCGUGCGCCAUCCUCCCCGCCGGGUCGCGGCGGGCGGGAGAACAAGGGGCUCCGUCGGAAGGUCCCGCUGGGGGCCGGGAGCGCCAGUGGCCCCGAGGAGCCGGCGGACGGCAGGAAGCCCAAAUUCCACUUAAAUAUCAAGACACUGACAGAUGAUGUGUUGGACAGAUUUGCCAGUAUAAGGAUUCCAGGAAGUAAAAAGGAAAGACCUCCUCUGCCGCAUCUGAAGCAGUCCCAUUCUACAGAUUUGUCAUCCACACCUAUGGAUGCGGAGGAUUUUGGUCCAAAACCCAUGUCGGAAAGAGAAAUCAUAGCACUGUUUGAAAAAAUGAUGGAAGAUAUGAAUUUAAAUGAAGACAAGAAGAUGCCAUUGAGAGAAAAGGAUUUUAAUACCAAAAAAGAAAUGGUGAUGCAAUAUAUUAGCACUGCCUCAAAGUCUGGAAGUCUCAAGAACAGUCGGAAGAUUUCAGCCCAAGAGUUUAUUCAGGAAUUAAAAUCUGGGUCAACAGAUGAAAGACUAGUCACUUGCUUAGAAUCUCUCCGUGUGUCCUUGACUAGUAAUCCUGUCAGCUGGGUUGAAAACUUUGGCCGAGAAGGUCUGGGGCUGCUGUUGGAUGUUUUGGAAAGAUUGGUUGAAACAAAAAACCAGGACAAAGUUGUGAAGAGGAGUCAGCAUAAGGUUAUACAGUGCUUGAGAGCCUUCAUGAAUAAUAAGUAUGGAUUGGAAAGAAUUUUGGGAGAAGAGAGAAGCCUUUUGUUGCUGAUCAAAGCAAUUGAUCCCAAGCAAACUAACAUGAUGACAGAUAUAGUUAAGCUCCUUUCUGCAAUGUGCAUUGUUGGAGAGGAAAAUAUCCUUGAAAAAAUUUUGGAAGCUAUAACAGCAGCAGCAGAGGAAAAGAAUGUUGACAGAUUCUCUCCUAUUGUAGAAGGUCUUCAGGAUAACUCAGUUCAGCUGCAAGUAGCCUGCAUGCAGCUCAUCAAUGCUCUCGUUACAUCUCCUGAUGAUUUGGAUUUUAGGCUUCAUAUCAGAAAUGAAUUUAUGCGCAGCGGAUUGAAAGAGAUAUUGCCACAAUUGAAAUGUAUAAAGAAUGAAGCACUAGAUAUUCAGCUGAAAGUGUUCAACGAGCAUAAGGAAGAAGACAUGAUCGAGUUCUCUCAUCGUUUAGAAGAUAUUAGAUCUGAACUAGAUGAAGUAAAUGAUGUUUACAACAUGGUGUGGAAUACAGUUAAGGACACUAGCGCUGAAGGAUAUUUUCUUUCUAUUCUCCAACAUCUUUUGCUCAUAAGAAAUGACUAUUUCAUACGUCCACAGUAUUUCAAAUUAAUUGAAGAGUGUGUGUCCCAGAUAGUGUUACAUCGAAGUGGAACAGACCCAGAUUUCACGUAUCGUAAAAGAUUAGAUAUAGAUUUCAGCCACUUAAUAGAUAUUUGUGUAGAUAAAGCAAGAUUAGAAGAAUGCGAAGAGAGGGCUUCUGAACUUUCCAGGAAAUUUGAAAAAGAUUUUGUAGUUCAUCAGGAGACCCAGGCCCUGCUACAAAAAAAAGAAGAAAGAAUUAAUGAACUUGAAGCAGAAUUGCAAGCUUUUAAAUCACAGUAUGGCUCCUUGCCGCCUGGUUUUCUACCAUCAACACGCGGAGAUGCAUCUAUAGUUCCAAUAGAAGCUGCAGGACCACAUCAACUUCCGCCACCGCCUCCUCCACCGCUGCCUUCUAAUGGAGCAAUUCCACCACCGCCGCCUCCCCCUCCUCCUCCUCCACCACUUCUGAAUGGUUUGGGAGUUCCCCUGGCUUUUGGUGGUGCUCCUCCACCACCGCCUCUACCAGGCCUGCCUGGAGCACAGUGGUCUCCACCUUCAUGUACUUUGCCAUUUGGAAUGAAGCCUAAAAAAGAAUUCAGACCUGAGGUUACCAUGAAAAGACUCAACUGGUCUAAGAUCAGACCUCAGGAAAUGACAGAAUCCUGUUUUUGGGUUAAGGCAGAAGAAGACAAGUACGAGAAUGCUGACAUGCUUUGCAAAUUGGAACUUACGUUUUGUUGUCAAAAAAGGGUAAAAAAAGAGGAAGAGGAUUUUGAAGAGAAGAAAUCCAUUAAGAAACGAAUCAAAGAAUUAAAAGUUUUAGACCCAAAGAUUGCACAGAAUCUGUCAAUUUUCCUUGGCUCUUUCCGAGUGCCUUAUGAGGAAAUCAAAAUGAUGAUAUUGGAAGUAGAUGAAACACAGCUGUCAGAGUCCAUGAUUCAGAAUUUAAUAAAACAUCUUCCUGAACAAGAGCAAUUGAAUGCAUUAUCCAAGUUCAAGAGUGAAUACAAUAAUUUGUCUGAGCCAGAGCAGUUUGGAGUUGUGAUGAGCAACGUGAAGAGACUACGGCCACGGCUCAGUGCUAUUCUUUUUAAGCUUCAGUUUGAGGAGCAGGUGAACAACAUCAAACCUGACAUCAUGGCUGUCAGUGCUGCCUGUGAAGAGAUAAAGAAGAGUAAAAGCUUUAGCAAGCUGCUGGAACUAGUAUUGCUAAUGGGAAACUACAUGAAUGCAGGUUCUCGGAAUGCCCAAACCUUUGGAUAUAAUCUCAGCUCCUUAUGUAAACUGAAGGACACAAAGUCGGCAGAUCAAAAAACAACGUUGCUCCAUUUUCUUGUAGAAGUGUGUGAAGAAAGUUAUCAGGAUGUCCUGAAUUUUGUUGAGGAUUUUCAGCAUUUAGAUAAAGCUAGUAAAGUCUCAGCGGAAAACCUGGAGAAGAGCCUGAAGCAUAUGGAGAGGCAACUCCAACAGCUUGAGAAGGAUUUGCAGACUUUUCCAGUUCCUGAAGAUAAGCACGAUAAGUUUGUAACAAAAAUGUCUAGCUUUCUCGUUCACGCCAAAGAAGAUUUUCAGAAACUUUCACGGAUGCACGAGAACAUGGAAAAACUCUAUCAGAAUGUGAUGGGAUAUUAUGCCAUUGAUCUGAAGAAAGUUUCAGUGGAGGAGUUUUUAACAGACUUAAACAACUUCAGGACAAUGUUCAUGCAAGCAGUAAAGGAGAACAUGAGAAGAAGGGAAGCAGAAGAAAAACAGAGGCGUGCUAAAAUAGCUAAGGAAAAAGCAGAAAAAGAAAAACAAGAGAGGCAACAAAAGAAAAAGCGCUUGUUAGAAAUGAAAACAGAAGGUGAGGAGACUGGAGUGAUGGAUAGCCUGUUGGAGGCCUUGCAGUCAGGUGCAGCUUUUCGAGACCGAAGGAAAAGAACACCAAGACCUAAAGACGUACCACAAAAUCUCAGUCCAACCACGCAGCGGCCUGUGCUGAAAGCUUGUAACCAUGAGAACCAGAAAGGACAACUAGAGAAGUCAUGUUCGCACCACAGUAUCAGUUUAAACUUGACAAGAAGCCCAGCCACCAAAGAGGUUACUUAUGAUGUUGAAACAAGUUCUUCUAUGGCUCGGAACAAGGCUGUUGGGAGAAAGGAAGCCUGUCAUGGAGAAAGCAACAAAGAAAAGAAAAUAGAUCGUAUGGCGUCUCCUUCUAAGGGAGAAGCCAUUCCAGAAGUAGAAGCUCUCCUGGCAAGACUGCGAGCACUAUAGAAUAAUCAUAUAAAGGAUUAAAUCAAAGCUUUAAAAAAGGCUCUAAUAGCCUACAUCUCUAAAGAUACACUAAUUUUCUAUUAUUGACAUUACAUACUUCUGAGUUCCCAACUUCUCUAUGGAUGAAUACUUUAUUUCUAAACUGUUUUGUUUGCAAGACUGUAUAAAAUUAUGCUCUAGUUUUGCAUAACUGCAAGGUUAUUUUUGUUAUAUGGUUUUACCUACUGAGCAUACAAAAAAUAUCAGAAGAAAGAGAUACUAAAUUACGCCAAGGCACAAUCCUUUUAGUGGACAAACUGCUGACCACAUGCUUUGAGAGAAGCUCAAAAUAGGAAUACCUUUUAAAUAAUGUUAAAUCAUCAUGCCUGGGAAUAAGGGUCAGGAAAUAAUGGAAAGGGUAUUCUUAUAUUUUCUACUGCUAUUGCUAUACUUAAGAGAGUUUAGCACCUAGAAAGUAUUAUGAUAGCAUCCUUUGCAAUUACAGUUAUAGGAAGAAUGUAUCAUAUAGAUCAGCCAUGUUCCACUUUGAGUUCAUCAAAGAGCACCAAAGCUUGCCGAAUUAUAUAUAUAUUUACGAAAAGGAAAUCCAUGGACAGUAAAUAAAAAAUCUAUGCAAAUAAUAUAUUUUAUGUGUGAUUAAUAUAUCGCUGCUGUUAAGCUUAGUUAUGAUUAUUAUAUCAAAAUAAUAUAUACCAUUUCUGUGAUUGCAAGGUUUUGCAAUUGUGUCCAUAGUGGGGGAAAAUGUCUUCACAGUUAUCUACCAGGGUAAUUUUUUAUCUUUUCACAUGUGAGUUAAUAUGUUUCUAUAAAAGGAACAUGUAAUGGAAAAGAUUUUUACAAUUGGUUUUUCACAAACUCAUUUUCCAGUAGCCCGUAAAGUCUUAUUUGCUGGCACAAUAGGAAUCUUGCACAUAAUUGCAUCUGUGUUAUCUCACUGUCAUUGUACAUUGUUACGUGUUCGCUAUCGUAUUUAUUAAUUGCACAUCAUAAAGAAUCUCUACCUGUGUUACCGAGUAGGAAGCUACUAUUAGUAUCUUUACUCCAUUCUUUAAAGCUUCCUUAUUCUGAGAGUGUGUAUUAGGUAUCUAAUAUCUUUCUUCCAAAUUACUCUAUUUUUCUUUACAAAAUGCUGAAAAAAUAUGUCUUUCAAUAAGAGUCACUUACAUGAAACCGGUGUUUCAAUGCUCCAGUGCUUUUUAUAUCCUUGUUUAAGUUGCCUUCGUACUUCCUGCACUAAACAUUAAUAAAGUUAAUUAGAACU